Hydra vulgaris (swiftwater hydra) is the source of this 1033-nucleotide messenger RNA. RefSeq names its product leucine carboxyl methyltransferase 1. Gene Ontology annotation, cellular component: cytosol. Gene Ontology annotation, molecular function: protein C-terminal leucine carboxyl O-methyltransferase activity. The record is from RefSeq and is a predicted model, not a curated record. NCBI's taxonomy places the organism in Eukaryota, Metazoa, Cnidaria, Hydrozoa, Anthoathecata, Hydridae. Gene Ontology annotation, biological process: C-terminal protein methylation.
AAUUGUAUACUAUUUUACUUGUUUUAUUUAUAAGAAUGUCUUAUGAUGGUUUUAUUUCAACAAAUGAUGAUGCAUCACACUGCAAAAAAUAUGCAGUUUCUAAAGGGUAUUGGUUUGACCCAUACAUUGAUUUGUUUGUGACUUCUUCGCCUGGUCGAAAGACACCAGAAAUUAGUAGAGGCUAUUACAUUAGACAUUGGUGCAUAAAAAGUUUGGUUGAACAAUUUUUAUUAAAAACAAAUUGCCAAUGUCAAAUUGUUAACUUAGGAGCUGGCUUUGAUACUUUAUUUUGGAACAUUUUAGAAAAGCAACUUGAACCAAAGCAUGGCUUUUAUGAAAUUGAUAUGCCGCAAGUUGUCAAAAAGAAAAAGUCUAUUAUCCUUUCUAAACUUCAACUGAAUAAAUCCUUUCUUUCAGAAAAAGUCAGAACUACAGACCUAACAUUAGAUACAGACACAUAUCACUUAAUGGCAUGUGAUUUGCGUGAAGUAAAAAGUAUUGAUGCUUCUCUAUGUGCAGCAGGCAUAUCAAAGAAAGUACCUACAUUAAUUUUAGCAGAAUGUGUAUUUGUCUACAUGGAUACUUCUUCUAUAAGUAAGUUGCUAAACUAUUUUACAGAAGAGUUCCCUAUUGUAUUACUUGCAGAUUAUGACCCAAUAAAUUUAAAUGACAAAUUUGGAGAGGUUAUGAGACAAAACCUUUCCCAAAGAAACUGCCCUUUAUUAGGCGCCUUUCCUGAUAUCCAAUCAAAAAAGCAAUUUUACAAAGUUUUCUCAGAUGUCAAUAUAAAACUUUUGAGUGAUGUAUAUAACAAUUUGCCUUCAAAUGAUAAGCAGAGAAUUGAACGAUUGGAAUUUCUUGAUGAAGUUGAUCUUCUAUAUGAAAUGUUACGGCAUUAUUCAAUUUCAUGGUCAUACAAUGCCCCUGCAGGAUUAUUAGACACAUUAAAGCUUUGAAGAACAGAUAUUUUUUGUAAUUUUUCUUUGCUAAAUAAGUUCAUUAUAAAUAUAUUUUUCAAUAGUGAUUUUGAUAA